AUGAUCAAGUGGCUGAUUUUAUACGAAGACAGAUGCCCAAGUGAUAGUAAGUGCUCAACUCAGAGCACACGGGUCAGCCCAAGUAUCAGUAACCCAUACGCCUCAGCAAUCGGAUAUGGCCAGGCUUUCCUGUUGUUCUCGUCGAUUUUCUUGAACAUUGCUUGUGCGGUCGAUCUCAGGUUCCAAGGUUUGGAGCACCUACAAGUCAACAUUUAG
This is a messenger RNA of Cylicocyclus nassatus, 216 nucleotides long. The record is from the annotation of a GenBank genome assembly. Lineage: Eukaryota; Metazoa; Nematoda; Chromadorea; Rhabditida; Strongylidae.